AUGAAGCUUUCACUCAAACUUCAAGACAAUCACCACCACGAGCGCCACCACCAGCCUCCGCCGCCGCCGCCGCCGCUCCUAAUCCGUGCCAAAAUACCCAUAACAAUAUUCAACCUCCCAUUCCUUUCCCACUUCUCCACCACCACCACUCAACCCUCCGACCUCUCCCUCUCUCUCUCCACCAACUUCCCCUCUUUCCCCUCUCUCAAACUCUCCUACGCCAGCGCCAGCGCCGCCGCCGCCCCACCCCUCACUCUCACCCUAAAAUCCGGCACGGGCCUCUUCGGCUCUCCCAACAACUCUCCUCUCGUCAUCUCCGCUCACUUCUCCUUCGACCCCUCCAACCCCGCCCACCCUAACCCUACUUUCUCUCUCCUCCUCAAACCCCAGCUCGGAUCUUUCUCUCUCCGGAAAUCCACCUUCUCUCACCCGGAGCCCGCCGUCAGCGCCGAAUCAAUCAUUCCGGAUGCCGUAUGCGAUUCCAACUCCUUCGGAUUUGUGCCGUUGGAGACGCCCGCCGCAGUGAAGGAGCUUCCGCCGCAGAAGAAAUCUAGGGCUUCGAUUUUUAAGGGGACGCAGCUGGCGGCGACGACGCAGAUGCCCGUGGCCAAGGGGGUGGCACUGAACUUGAGAUGGCGGGUGAAUUUCGCGGAGGAUCAGAUGCCGAUUUUGAGGAUUAACAAAAUUGGGAUUCACAGGGUUGAUGAUGCGGUGAAGGGUGAUGAGAAGAGUGAGAAGAAUGAGGCGAAAUUGGGGGAAAUGGAGGUGAUGAAGAGCAUGUGUUUUUGGAUGAAGAGGGAGGUGGAUGCUCUAACAAGAGCUAACAGAGAGAUGAAGAUUGAGUUUGACGAAUUGAGACGGCGGAGCAGCGGCGGCGCUGGCGGUGGAAAUGUCAAUGAGGGUGCUAGGAGCGGCGGCGGCGGUUUUGGUGGUGGGAAUGUUAAGGAGGGGGGCAUUAGGAAGAAGAAGGCGGUGGCGGCGGCUCCGAUGAAGCAGUGGAAAGGAGAAGAGAAUGGGAAAAGGGAAGAAAAGAAGAAUGGUAAUGUUGCGAUUGAUGUGGAGAGUGAGUUGCAGAGAGCGAUAAUGGCUGCUGCUGCUUCUCCUUCUACAUAA
Molecule: messenger RNA, 1113 nt
Organism: Salvia miltiorrhiza (redroot sage)
Lineage: Eukaryota; Viridiplantae; Streptophyta; Magnoliopsida; Lamiales; Lamiaceae
Exons: 1
Coding region: 1-1113 (370 amino acids)
Source: RefSeq, a predicted model, not a curated record